AUGUCCUCAGAAUCGGAGGAAAUCCCUCAUUUGAUAGCCAAUUGGUGGUUGCAAGAGCGUUUGGGCUCUGGAUACUCAGGAUCAAUAUUUAAAGCUAUCCAUGUUCAUACGGGCAAGGUUGUUGCUCUCAAGGUUCAACGUGUCGACCAUGAAUGUCCUACAAAUAGGUACGAACGAGGCUUCUAUCCAUCACUGCAAGGAGGGGUGGGUAUGCCAACUCUAUGGGCUUCUGGAGUCGAAGGGAUGUGGGAUUAUCUUGCAAUCGAUCUUCUGGGCUCAAGCUUGGAUAGCUUAUAUAGAAGGAGCGGUAAAGAGACGAUGGAUCUGCGGAGUGUUUGCUGUAUCGCUAUGCAAGUGAUAUCGAGGCUAGAGUUUAUGCAUUCGAGGGGCAUUUUACAUCGCGACAUCCAGCUGGGCAAUGCUACCAUUGGUUUACCACCAGAUGAAAAGACCAUUUACAUGAUCGAUUUUGGAUUCUCUAAACGAUAUAUCGAUGCUUAUACACAUCGCCAUAUCCCUGAUAGCAAGGCUAAACGCGAUUUCAUUGGGAACUACUGGUUCAGUUCGGUAGGCGUUCACUGUAGAGGAAAAGUCCCUUCACGGCGCGACGACCUCGAGGCCGUUGCACUAAUGCUAAUCCAUCUUCUCACCCCUCGUGGGCUCUCGUGGACACGGAACGGUGUCCCGAAAACGGAUGCUGCUCACGAAAUACUUAAACGGGAGAAACGACUGGCACGACCAGAGGAUCUCUGUCGAGGUCUACCCAACGAAUUCGAAGAGCUUUUGAGAUAUUGUAGACAGUUGAAGUUCCAGGAAUGCCCGGAUUAUCAACAGUGGAUCGAUGAGUUCAGGGAGUUAUCCGAAUCGCAUGGUUUUCCUUCCAGUUACGAUUUCGUAUGGCCUCCUCCAAAACCGGUCUCCACGAAACCAAAGAGCACAGUGACUGCAGCUGACGACCUCGCAAAUGUUCUAAAUGAUUUGGGUCGAAUGAACCUUGGCGACAACCAAACCUUGGCUGAUCGCACUAACGUUGCUCAAGCAGUUCGUCAAGCUAAACAAGAUGUGGGACAGGACUCAGACAAGCGCACCAUCACUAUCAGCAGUGACUCUGAAGGGCAAGAGAACGACACUGUUCCGCCUGCAUUUAUGGCACCAAAAGCGUAUAAAUUAGCGAAGUUGACGAACAGGACCUCAAGUGCGACUGAUAACGCUGCUCUCUCGGAACUGGUUCUGGAAUUCAUCAAGGUCAUGAAGUCGAACACGUCCCGCACAUUGAUCAAGGAUGGUUUUGCUUUUCUUGACGCCUUGAACAAACAGCUGGAAGACCCUUCGGUUUUCGUCGUUCCGAUGCGCACCCGCUCGAAGGACAUUUCUUUACAGACUGAGACAUCGAAUGCAAAGCUGGGUGUGGUUGCCCGACUACGGCGAGAAGUCGGGAACGCAAAAAGUAAUAGGCAGCUGGCUACAAUGGUCCAAGAUUUUGGUAGAGUGACCAAUCGAAGUAGUGGUCGGACAAUUACGAAGGAUGGUUUCUCUUUUUUGGAGGGUUUGGCACGACAGUUGAAGACCUUGCAGUAG
Molecule: messenger RNA, 1578 nt
Organism: Lentinula edodes (shiitake mushroom)
Lineage: Eukaryota; Fungi; Basidiomycota; Agaricomycetes; Agaricales; Omphalotaceae
Product: kinase-like domain-containing protein
Exons: 8
Coding region: 1-1578 (525 amino acids)
Biological process (GO): endocytosis; peptidyl-serine phosphorylation; signal transduction
Cellular component (GO): nucleus; cytoplasm
Molecular function (GO): ATP binding; protein serine/threonine kinase activity
Source: RefSeq, a predicted model, not a curated record